Molecule: messenger RNA, 1230 nt
Organism: Fusarium tjaetaba
Lineage: Eukaryota; Fungi; Ascomycota; Sordariomycetes; Hypocreales; Nectriaceae
Exons: 1
Coding region: 1-1230 (409 amino acids)
Source: RefSeq, a predicted model, not a curated record
AUGAAGAGAAAGGAGGUCCGCAUACUCCUUGAAGAUAUGAAAGCAUGCAACAACCGCCUGGAUGAGUUCAUCAACAAGUCGGAGGCUCCAAGUAACAACAGUAUGGCUAAAACUACUGCUGAAAAGUUGGGAUUGAGCUCCUCAUUACAACAGAUACAAAAUUACGCAACCAUGUUACAUCAAACUCUAGGAAGGGCCUGGUCCUGCUCAUCCCAUGCUUCUCACGAAAUUCGCCUACUCUUGGACGACAGGGUUGUACGCCAAAGUGAGCCGAGAUCGCUCAAGAAGGUGAAGCGGUCAAGCAAACCACCCAGUUUCACAAUAACCCAUAAAUCGCCAAUGAGCUCUGCACUUUGGAAGUCAGCCAAAAUCGAGAUUAUUGAUUCGGAUAAAGAGGUAGAUGAAGAAAACAGGGCGAUCCGAUUCAAAGAAGCGCAUCUCAAGACAUCCAUUAAAGACCAGCAUAGCAUGAACAUCCGAAGCGUCCAUGGUUUAACAGUAGUCGGAGACCUAUGCACCGUCUUUCGCUGUUACAAUGGGUUUGGUUUUGGACUUGACGACCAGGGUGUGCUUUACGAGACCUACCAAGACGAAACUAAACCUGUUUGCUGCACGGAGAAUCUGAUUAGUCUUCAGGAGCUCCUAUUGACGCAUUCUGGCAUGAAGUGCUUCACCCCUUUGACAGAGGAGCAACGGUAUCGACUGUCGAUUAUCCUGACUUCCUCAUUUCUCCAACUCCAUUCAACCCCAUGGCUCAACAGACACUGGAGCCAACACACUGUCUUCUUUUCUUCAACCCCGAUUGAUGGUCAGCUUGUGAUUGACCUUGGACAUCCUUUCAUUGCUGAGAGCUAUAGAAGUACUGCAUUUCCAACCACCACCUCAAUCGAAGCUAAGGAGCUUGCAGAUGAUAGCGCAAAUCUACUUAUGCUGGCGAGGAUCCUUCUUCAGAUCAAGUUCCAUGGUCGGACGAGUUACACACAAAAUAAAGAAAGUGUAGCAAACUCGACAGCUUUCGACCGAGUCCGUGAAUCUCAACUCCUUAAUCAAUGGAUAUUCCAGGAGAGGGAGAACUUGUCUUUUGCGCACUAUAACGCCAUUCAGUUCUGCAUAGCGUCUUCAAAUAGCAUUGACGCUGAUCUUUGGGAUCUGAAAUAUCGGCAAGUGGUUCUUGGCCGGGUGGUUGUGCCUUUGGUUAACGAACUAAGUCACUGGCAAGGGGCUACAUAG